Molecule: messenger RNA, 322 nt
Organism: Poeciliopsis prolifica (blackstripe livebearer)
Lineage: Eukaryota; Metazoa; Chordata; Actinopteri; Cyprinodontiformes; Poeciliidae
Product: protein S100-A11-like
Exons: 3
Coding region: 68-322 (84 amino acids)
Cellular component (GO): perinuclear region of cytoplasm
Molecular function (GO): transition metal ion binding; calcium ion binding
Source: RefSeq, a predicted model, not a curated record
GACAGGGAAGCUUUGGUUCAACAGACCAAACACUCUUGAGGAGAUCCAUCUGUCUGACUUUCAGCCCAUGAUGGAGACUGCCAUCGGUGUGCUGGUGUCCCAGUUCAAGGCGUAUGCUGGUAGAGAUGGUUCCUCUGACACGCAGUUUCAAAAACUGGUCGAGUCAGAGCUCUCCAGCUUUGUGAAGAAUGCUGCCGACGCUGCUGCCAUUGACCAGCUCAUGAGUUCAUUGGACAAGAACAAUGAUGGAGAGCUGAGCUUCCUGGAGUUCUGGCAGCUGAUUGGGCAUCUUGCAACCAAGAAUGGGGGGUUCAGCCAAUAG